AUGUUUUUGGAAACAAAUCGAAUUUUCCGAUUGAUUUCAUUAUUCUCAUUGUUGUUGUGUGUAUGCCUUGGCCAAAAUAAUAACCUUAGCGCUAGUCCCGAAGGUGAUGGUGGUGGUGGUGGAAAUAAAGUACGUCGCAGCAUACUUGAUCCGUUUGCUGGCCCACCACCGUUUGCUCCAUUCGGUGCUGGCAUACCGCCAUUUGGUUUUGGUUUCCCACCCUAUCCAUUGCCAUUUCCACCACCUUUUCCGCCACCACCAUUUCCUCCACCAUUUGGUGGCUUCCCUUCGCCGUUAGCGCCACCAUUACCGCUGCCACCACCACCCGUUUUGCCAGCACCAUUUCCCGCUCCAUUUCCGUUACCCUUUUAUCCUCCAGGGCCACCGUUUGGUUUUGGUUAUCCUUUUGCGCCGCCAUUUGCAGCUGCACCACCACCACCGGUAGCCCCUCCGCCACCUCCGCCGCCACCACCACCUCUUCCCGCACCAGCACCGAUAAUAUUGCCAGCACAUACAGCGGCAACAUUAAGUGUUGCCUCAUUACUGCACGCCUUAAUUGCCAAGAAAUUCUAUCCACCUGUUGUACCGUUUCCAGUUCCAAGGCCAAUACCAUUUCCCGUCACAGUUAAGGUCCCAGUACCAGUUCCCGUACCUGUCGAUCGUCCCGAACACAUUACAAUUCUCAAACCGUCUAAUCAAUAUGACGAUGAGCAUAUUUUGCAUGAAGACAAAUAUCAUGAAAUGGAAAAUGAAUGGAAUUCAGCACCACCGGAAAUAAUAAGGCAUUCAGAAUAG
Molecule: messenger RNA, 795 nt
Organism: Musca vetustissima
Lineage: Eukaryota; Metazoa; Arthropoda; Insecta; Diptera; Muscidae
Product: formin-2-like
Exons: 3
Coding region: 1-795 (264 amino acids)
Source: RefSeq, a predicted model, not a curated record